UUCAGGGUGUAUAAAAUACCUACAAGUAUUGGUAGGGCUGCCCAGCACGAGCGUACGGCAUUCGACGCCGCGCCUCCGACGUAGCUGCUCGCACUCCAAGGUUGCGGAGGAAUUCACCAAAUUAAAUACAACAAAAAACAAAAAUGUCGGUCUCGGAAUUCAGGCGAAAGAAGCUGCUGUAUGUUUUCAACGUUUUUUUCGAUGUCAAUCAAAGUGGGACGAUUGAGAGGAAAGACUUUGAGAUCGCAAUUGAGAAAAUCUGCAGCCUCCGCGGCUGGAAGCCCGGCGACCCCAAGCACUCCGAGACUCACGAGAUCAUGAUCAAGAUCUGGGACGGACUGCGCAAGAGGGCCGACUCCAACAAAGAUGGACAGGUGUCCGUAGAAGAGUGGAUCUCGAUGUGGGACGAGUACGCCCGCAACCCGUCGGCCGCGCUGCAGUGGCAGCAGCAGUACAGCCACUUCAUGUUCGAGCUGGAGGACGCCAGCGCCGACGGCUCCAUCGACAACGACGAGUUCACCACCGUCUGCUCGUCCUAUGGCAUCGACCCGCAGGAGUGCAAGGUCGCCUUCAGCAAGAUGGCUAAGGGCAAGGCCAGCGUUUCCUGGGACGAGUUCCAGGAGCUGUGGAAGGAGUACUUCUCCACGGAAGACCCGAACGCCCCGGGCAACUUCAUAUUCGGGAGAACCAGCUUCUAAGCCGCGCCAAAACAUUGAAAGAUUUUGAAUGUAUAAUUUUGGUGGGGUCUACCAUUGAACCGGGAUAGACUCUUCUGUCUCGGCUACAUAUGGCGAUGCAAUGUUAUGAUAACUAGAAAAUUUUGGACAAAACUGUGUUCAAAUGCAUUUAGCGUAAUUUCUGAUAUAAAAUUUUCUUUAGUGGAUCAAAACUUUAUUCUGUGUGGAAGUAAAUCUUUGAAUUGUUAGAUUACGGAUCUAUUUGAGCUCAAGCGGUUUCUUGUCUUUGAAUGUUUUUCAUAGAUUUUAAUCUUAUGACAACGAAAGUAAACAAUUCACAAUCUUACCAAAUUACAUAAUAUUAUAGCACAUUCUUGUAGCAUUACAUACAUAUCUACUAUACUCUCAACCUUUUCAUAUUAUUACCUAUGUAUUGCAUUGUUAUCUAACUAUUUGUUCAGAUUAUUUUAAUUCUACGCAUGUUGAUCUAAUUUGAAAAAUUUAGAUCGAUAACUAUUCUACGAUUGGAUUGAUCUUCAUACUAUCUAUUACCUAAUGUUUAUUAAAUAUUUUAUGUGUGUUGACCUGAAUAAAAUUAUAUGUAUGUAGGUAUAUAUUUAUCAAAUUUAUUGUCGUGUUAAGCUGCCACAUUAUAGAAUCAAUUAAAUAAAUGAAUGUAU
Messenger RNA from Plutella xylostella (diamondback moth), 1357 nucleotides. It is a transcript of the gene Scp2, whose product is annotated as Sarcoplasmic calcium-binding protein 2. Gene Ontology annotation, molecular function: calcium ion binding. The record is from RefSeq and is a predicted model, not a curated record. Lineage: Eukaryota; Metazoa; Arthropoda; Insecta; Lepidoptera; Plutellidae.